AUGGACUUCUCAGACGACAAGGAUCAUCAUCAUGACACGCAUGCUAUCCCGCCUCAAUUUAUACAGGAGCAGUAUUGGCACUACAACAAAAUCAAAAUCUCGGAUCUGGAACAGGACGAAAGUGUGGUGAAUUGGGUUAAAGGUUUGAGCGAAGAACAAGCAAAAGUUCUCAGACCGGUCAGCACGAUCUCGAAGUCUGCGAUUGAAAAGGCGUGCAUUGCUUUUCGAAAUGCUGCGUUGGGGACUGAAGGGGAUGAGACCCCACUCGAGACUGAGAUUGAGGAUGUGACUGUCUACGAGCAUACAGACUUUCCAGGCUUGCAAAUAGCGCCAGGCAUCCUACCGCCGGAGACGCAAGUCCUCUGGAUAUCGCAAAUUAUGCACAAGUACAUGGCCAACCCAAAACACAAAAUCAACCUACAAACAGAUUUCGACAUCGAGUACCCAACACCAGAAGAUGAAAAGUCGGAAGAGACUCCAUCUUUGUUCUCAUACGACCCUCAAUCUACACACGCAACACCAAAGGAUCCGGAAUCUCAAAAGUCACUCAACAUGGCACAAAUGCUAUCAAGGAAACUUCGCUGGUUGACUUUGGGUGAACAGUACCACUGGCCGACCCGCAGCUACCCUAGGAAUGGACCCACAACAUUCCCUUCAGAUCUAAGCACGCUGGUAAGCGGUCUCUUCCCACACAUCCGACCGGAAUCUGGCGUGUGCUUGUUGUACGGACAAAAAGAUUACAUGCCGGUCCACCGCGACGUCAGUGAGCUGUGCGAGCGUGGACUUGCUUCGUUCUCUUUUGGCUGCGACGGCAUCUUUGUGAUCGCAAGAGGCGAGACUGAGCUAGAGGAAGGAGAAGACAUAAAGAAGAGGACCGUAGCCAUCAGGGUCAGAAGUGGUGACUGUGUGCACAUGGAUGGAGAGACUAGGUGGGCGUGGCAUGCUAUGCCUCGCACGAUACCAAACUCCUGUCCGAAAUGGCUGGCCGAGUGGCCUGCAGUAAAAGGCGACGCGGCAAAGAGAGUCAGUGACAAAGAGCGCAAGGCUUAUCAACGAUGGAAAGGCUUUAUGGGAACGAAAAGGCUGAACGUCAGCGUCAGGCAAGUCUGGGAUUGA
Aureobasidium melanogenum CBS 110374 is the source of this 1116-nucleotide messenger RNA. Its product is annotated as oxidoreductase domain-containing protein. Lineage: Eukaryota; Fungi; Ascomycota; Dothideomycetes; Dothideales; Saccotheciaceae. The record is from RefSeq and is a predicted model, not a curated record. Bases 1 to 1116 code for a protein of 371 amino acids. Gene Ontology annotation, cellular component: cytoplasm; nucleus. The transcript has 3 exons.